Asterias rubens (European starfish) is the source of this 2923-nucleotide messenger RNA. RefSeq lists its product as uncharacterized. The record is from RefSeq and is a predicted model, not a curated record. The coding region runs from base 352 to 2301 and encodes 649 amino acids. Gene Ontology annotation, cellular component: nucleus. Lineage: Eukaryota; Metazoa; Echinodermata; Asteroidea; Forcipulatida; Asteriidae. Gene Ontology annotation, biological process: immune system process; regulation of transcription by RNA polymerase II. Gene Ontology annotation, molecular function: RNA polymerase II cis-regulatory region sequence-specific DNA binding; DNA-binding transcription factor activity, RNA polymerase II-specific; protein binding. The transcript has 13 exons.
AAGGGUACGUCAACAAAUACCGCAAUACUGGACCAAAUGGUCCAAGAUGGCAAGCUGCUAAUGCAUUGGAUCCUCUUUGGAAACAACUCUGGAGACCAAAGCUGCGUGGGUGAUCAUAAGUCGUCUGCGUUGAGAUCUUGGCGGUUCUUUUGAGGGUUUAGAUUUACAAACCGGUACUCAGUGCGCAGGAUCUCCAGUCACCGUUCUGACGUCAUCAUUGUGGCAGAAUAUAGAAGUUGGUUGAAUCCCCGGGUCAAGCCAUAACGCUGUUAGGGCACGGAGUGUGUGGAGGAGUGUCAAUUCCCAGACUGAUUCCAAUAGGACUUGUUAAAAGUACACUCGUCUCUAAAAAUGCUUUCUGUACUGUCUGCUGCUACCAGCAAUUCGCAACGUCGACCGUCGGAUCCCAAGACCAACGAGCCAAUGCAGACUCAAAGCUCCCCGGCGUCUACGGACAGCAGUGAGGAUUCACCGGUCACUCAAGUCGUUCACACCCAUCAGAGCCGGCAGAGGCUCCGGCCAUGGCUGGAGAAUCUCAUCAACGAGGGGUCGGUCAAGGGACUAGAAUGGAUCGACAAGGAGAAGAAGCUCUUCAAGAUUCCCUGGAAACACGCUGGAAAGCAAGACUACAACCAGGAAGAAGAUUCUAAGAUCUUUAAGCUGUGGUCCCUCAAUACGGGUAAAUUCAAGCCAGGUGUGCAUGUACCUGAGCCAGCCGUAUGGAAGACGAGACUGCGUACUGCUCUCAAUAAACUCCCUGACAUCGAUGAGGUCCACGAGAAGACGCAACUAGACAUCCCUGAACCCUAUAGAGUCUACAGACUGCUGCCCAAAAAACCAUCCAACAGCGCAAUGAAAAACCGGCUUCCGACCAGCCCAACGUAUGGCCAGCAGGACUCUCACCACAGGAGUGGACAUUCGAUGAGUAGUUACUCCGAGCGGUACAGUCCAUAUGACGUGCGACCUGGAACUUAUUACACUGAUGCAUACGACCGGCAAAAUCAUUCGAGUUACCAACAACCGAGUCAUCAUUGGUAUGAUCCGAGCCGUCCCGGUGUUGAUUAUGGCUACCAGCAAGCAUACACCAACUGUUACCCAAACAGCACAGCAGCCGACCUUGACAUGAUCAAUGACGUCAUCACACGUGACAUCGAUGGCAACCACGGCCACCAUCCCCCAAGCCACGCCCACUACCCCCCAGGGAGCGGUCACGUGUAUGGGCAGGAGGGCAGCAACAUUGGGGGCAUGGAGCAUGGAAGGGUCAAUAAACUGGACAAUGUCGGAAUGACAGAUACAUUGGUCAAUAAUAAUGAUCCGAGGCACGUCAACUACCAUGACCUGGUUGCCAUGCCAACCGUGACGUCAUCGGGCUACACAACGUGCGCCACUACGAGCAAGUCCAAUCCGCCGCCGAGCUACGAGAGUUCCCUGUCCGACUCGUCACAUUCCUUCCCAACCACCUGUGCGGUCACCAUGGCAAUGGAGUCCGUCUCCAUGGAUGACACCACCAAUCACCAGCUCCAACCGGCUCAGCAUCAUGAAUAUUCAUCACCAGCCAACGCCAAGCGCAUGCUCAGUUCGCCUGAGCCGACCCUACCAGCUGAGCAUGUCAUGUCAAUUCAAAUCUCCUACCAGUCGACGGAUGCCGGGUACCAGUGUGUGGAGAACCCAGCCGGCUGCGUGUUGUUCUUCAACCAACCAUGGGAGGAGGGAAUGCAGCGUGGGAUGGAGGCAAUCCAUCUACCAGACGUUGGGGCAGUCCCAGCACAGCCAGGGAUGACCGACAAACAGAUCAGUCUCACAGCUGAGGUUCUGAGGUGUUUCGAGAGAGGGAUGAGUAUCGAAUCUCGUAAUGGCAACAUCUACGUCACGAGACGGUGUCGUAGCGUUGUAUUCUGGUGCACCCUCAACGCCAACGAAAAGCCAACCAAACUAGAGAGGGACGAAGAAAUCAAAGUGUUCGAUCUGGAUCAGUUUCGUGAUCAGCUCCGGCGAUACUACCUCGGGCAAGACGCACCCCCAAUGUUCCCCAAGGUUUAUUUCACCGUAGCACAGAAAUGGAGCUCACCCGACAUGCCGCUUCACGCUUGUCUUAUUUCUAUCGUCGUCACGCCGUUGAGGGCGUCUGAGGAGCUUCGUACCAUCAGUCCGGAGGUGCAUUCCCUGCCUCUGAGCAUCCACAGCGGCCUGCUGCAAAUCUCUGGACCGGGACCGGCAGACUGUUCAUCCCCUCUCGGAGGGGUCACCACGUGGAAUGACAUUUCAAGCUGCCGUAUGGCACCAAUGUCUGCAAUGGUUUAGACUUCCAUCAGACACAUGCAUAAAACAAACAUUGAGCUAAUUGGAGACUUUCGAACGAUAGGUGGCAGCAUACUAACCAGGUAAUAAUAGUGUUGGUGCUAAAAAUAACCAGUGGUUAACAACUAAAUUUCCAUAUUUUGCGUCAAUCUGAGCAUGCGCACAUUACCGAGAACAUAGGAUUUUUAAGACCUGGUAAGUCUGCUGCCACCCAGCGUCCCAAAAGUCCCUCUAGCCGGCUCCAAAAUAGACUGGUCCCCUUUGUUUAUCACAUGUACAUCGGAUUUAAGUGCGAAUCUCCAGAAUCAUGAAGGCCAUGUGAAAUGAUGUGAGGUCAAUGGACGUGGGCCGAACGGCGGAUCUGGCGUAAAAAGUCACGAGCCUCGAAGUGUGAUGUUCAGGCUAGCUUCAAAGAUGCACAGACGAUUGACUUUAAACAAGCAGACUCUAAAAGUUUGCUAAGACUUUUGCCUAAAGAUUCGUCGCUAAGUCUCGGUGGUGAUUGAAGACUCGUUGGUUGGUUCCUCAAAGAGUCUGUGGAGUCUGACCUAUGCAUGACAUCUUGUUCAUUAUUGUAAGUGUACAAAUUAUUCUAUGUAAAUACAACAAGUAUUGUAUCCAAGCU